AUGAGUGCACACGAGCGCUACGGAGAUUGGACGCGGAGUCAGCUUCUGCGCCGCAUCGCGCAGCUGGAAGCCUCGGCAUCGACGGCGAAUGUGCCGACGCCCGAGCUGGAGCAGGCGCCGAGCGACGCGGACCCCGAAAAGAAACCCAAAACCAAAGCCCCUCGCCCCUUUGACGUGUCUUUGCAGCCCCAGCGGAAGAUUGCGCUGCGUUUUUGCUACGACGGCAGCCGCUACUCGGGCCUCGCUGCGCAGACGCAGCAGGUUACGCCCCUGCCCACGGUCGAGGAGACGAUCUGGGAGGCGAUGGGUACCGCGCGCCUUGUCGAUCCUGCGAAAGGCAUGGAGGGUGCAGGGUGGAGCCGGUGUGGCCGCACGGACGCGGGCGUCAGUGCCGCCGGCCAGGUGAUUGCGCUGUGGGUGCGCAGCCGGUGCGUCGACGAGCGUGCGCUGCGCGCCUACCAUGAGCAAAGCGACCAUGGAAUCGAGGAUGCGCCGGAGCCUAUCCGGCUCGCUGCUGGCGACGAGCUGCCGUACGUCGCGACGCUCAACCGCCUGCUCCCUCCUUCGAUCCGUGUGCAGGCGUGGUCGCCGGUCUCCCCCACGUUUUCCUCGCGCUUCGACUGCGUGUACCGCCACUAUAAAUACUUCUUUACGCUCGGCGCACCCGCGUCGCUGAUCUGGCAGAAAGAAAGUGCGUCCAACUUUCCCCAGCGCCUCGACGUGGACCGCAUGCGCGCGGCCGCGGCGCGGCUCAUUGGCGAGCACGACUUCCGGAAUCUGUGCAAGGUCGAUGCGAGCAAGCAGAUUACCAACUUUGUGCGCCGCAUCGACGGCGCGACGAUCGACCAAGUCCCGUCCGGCUGGGCGACGAUGCACGAUCCCCUGGACAUUGCGCCCAUCUCCCCUACGGCCGAGCCGAUGUAUGUGCUGAAUCUGCGCGGCUCUGCCUUUUUGUACCACCAAGUGCGCAACAUUAUGGCGGUGCUCUUCAUGGUCGGCGCACGCCUGGAAGAGCCGUCGGUGAUCGACGAGCUGGUCAACGUGUACCAAGGCGCUGCGGCCGCAGACCGUAUCCGCACGCUCGCGAACCUCGAUGCACUGCUUGGCGAAGACACGCCUGACAAGCACGCCUUGCGUGCGCUCCCCCCGCCCAGCGAGGGCCUCGCCGUGUACGAGACCAAGCCCAGCUACGAGAUGGCCGCCGACCGUCCGUUGAUGCUCUGGGAGUGUGGUUUCCGCCCCGAGCAUGUCCAAUGGCGGGCAUGUGCGAGCGACGACCUCGCCGGGGUGCAGCCCGAGGCGAUCGACUUUACGCCGACGCUGCGUGCCACCGCGCAGCUCCAUGCGCAGUGGACGCGCGAGGCGAUUCACACCGAGCUCCUGCGCCACUUUACGAUAUCCAGUGCCUCGUCGAGCCUAUCGACUAUCCCUACGCAGACGUCCUUUAACGAUGCGCGCAUGCCGCGUCUGCCUGCGGCGCACGGCUCGGAGCACCCUCCGCUGCGUGCGCAGCUUGUUCCCCUCGGCAAUGGCGCGGUGCGCCCUACGACCAAGUACACCCCGAUGGUGCAGCGUCCGCGCGACGUCUCGGCGGACGUCAAAAACGAAAAGUGGCGCGAGGGAAAGGGCCGCCGGCGGGCGGAGCGCCGCGCCGCCGCGCCGUAG
Messenger RNA from Malassezia japonica, 1665 nucleotides. It is a transcript of the gene DEG1, whose product is annotated as tRNA pseudouridine(38/39) synthase. The record is from RefSeq and is a predicted model, not a curated record. Bases 1 to 1665 code for a protein of 554 amino acids. Gene Ontology annotation, biological process: tRNA pseudouridine synthesis; mRNA pseudouridine synthesis. Gene Ontology annotation, cellular component: cytoplasm; nucleus. NCBI's taxonomy places the organism in Eukaryota, Fungi, Basidiomycota, Malasseziomycetes, Malasseziales, Malasseziaceae. The transcript has a single exon. Gene Ontology annotation, molecular function: pseudouridine synthase activity; RNA binding.